Messenger RNA from Nerophis lumbriciformis (worm pipefish), 1815 nucleotides. The record is from RefSeq and is a predicted model, not a curated record. Lineage: Eukaryota; Metazoa; Chordata; Actinopteri; Syngnathiformes; Syngnathidae.
AGUGUGGGACAGAAGGAGCUACAGGCCCCCUCCCACAUUAAAGAGGAGCAGCUUCAUGAUGAAGAUGAAGCUCAGUCCUUACAGCUUCAUCACAGUCAAAGUGAGGAGAACAGAGGGGCGGAGCUUGUAAGUCAACACAUCACAGAAGCUGAUGGAGAGCAUUGUGAAGAUAUCAAGUCAGAACCAGACAGCAUCUUUGCUCCACUGUCAGACAUGGACCACAUGAUGUCACACUCUUCUGAUCACAGUGACCACAUCCAAAAACCUUUGGAGAGUAAAAAUGACUCUAAAGGUGAUACGAGACAUCACACUAACAACAAACACUUUGACUGCUCUGAAUGUGGGAAAUCAUUUAGACAGAAGAGUAAUUUUACAAGACACAUUAGAAUACAUACUGGAGAGAAACCUUUUACUUGCUCUGUUUGUAAGAAGAGUUUCUCCAGAAAGGAACAAAUGACCACGCACAUGAGAACACACAUUGGAGAGAAACCUUUUACUUGCUCAGCUUGUGCUAAAAGAUUCAAAACUAAGAAAGACAUGACCACACACAUGAGAACACACACAGGUGAGAAACCUUUUGCUUGCUCAGCUUGUGCUAAAAGAUUCAACACUAAGAAAGACAUGACCAAACACAUGAGAACACACACAGGUGAGAAACCUUUUACUUGCUCUGUUUGUAAGAAGAGUUUCUCCACAAAACAUUACAUGACCACACACAUGAGAACACACACUGGAGAGAAACAUUUUACUUGCUCUGUUUGUAAGAAGAGUUUCUCCAGAAAGGAACAAAUGACAAUACACAUGAGAACACACACUGGAGAGAAACACCACACGAUGUCAGACUCUUCUGAUCACAGUGACCACAUCCAAAAACCUUUGGAGAGUAAAAAUGACUCUAAAGGUGAUACGAGACAUCACACUAACAACAAACACUUUGCCUGUUCUGAAUGUGGGAAAUUAUUUAGACAAAAGAGUAAAUUUACAAGACACAUGAGAACACAUACUGGAGAGAAACCUUUUACUUGCUCUGUUUGUAAGAAGAGUUUCUCCAGAAAGGUUGACAUGACCACACACAUGAGAACACACACUGGAGAGAAACAUUUUACUUGCUCUGUUUGUAAGAAGAGUUUCUCCACAAAGCCAUACUUGACCAGACACAUGAGAACACACACUGGAGAGAAACCUUUUACUUGCUCUGUUUGUAAGAAAAGUUUCUCCACUAAGCAAAGCAUGACCACACACAUGAGAAUCCAUACUGGAGAGAAACCUUUUACCUGCUCUGUUUGUAAGAAGAGUUUCUCCACAAAACCUAACAUGACCACACACAUGAGAACACACACUGGAGAGAAACAUUUUACUUGCUCUGUUUGUGCUAAAAGAUUUAACACUAAGAGAGACAUGACCACACACAUGAGAACACACACUGGAGAGAAACCGUUUAGUUGCACUGUGUGUGAUAAGAAGUUCAGGUUUAAGAAUCAGGUCAGUAAACACAAGUGUGUAACAGUCAUGGAAGCUGCAGGGAUGUAAAAACACUUAAACAGUGAUUGUGCUAAAUGUAGUUUAAAAACACAGCAUGUUUAAAGGGGAACAUUAUCACAAUUUCAGAAGGGUUAAAACCUUUAAAAUUCAGUUCCCAGUGGCUUAUUUUAUUUUUCGAAGUUUUUUUCAAACUUUUACCUAUCACGCAAUAUCCCUAAAAAAAGCUUCAAAGUGCCUGAUUUUAACCAUCGUUAUAUACACCCGUCCAUUUUCCUGUGACGUCACAUAGUGAUGCCAACACAAACAAACAUGGCGCAUAGAACAGCAAGCUAU